Nerophis ophidion (straightnose pipefish) is the source of this 2177-nucleotide messenger RNA. It is a transcript of the gene mstnb, whose product is annotated as myostatin b. NCBI's taxonomy places the organism in Eukaryota, Metazoa, Chordata, Actinopteri, Syngnathiformes, Syngnathidae. Gene Ontology annotation, biological process: SMAD protein signal transduction. Gene Ontology annotation, molecular function: cytokine activity; growth factor activity. The record is from RefSeq and is a predicted model, not a curated record. The transcript is spliced from 3 exons. Gene Ontology annotation, cellular component: extracellular region. The coding region runs from base 280 to 1419 and encodes 379 amino acids.
GUUGCGCAAUCCCCGCACGCGAAGUAAAUCUAUCUGCAAUCUGCACAUGCUCCCGAUCCCUUAACGGUUCGACGGAGGAGGAAAAAAAACAAAAAACGUUUUCAAGGUUAAAAGUCCUCGUUGCCUGGCCAACCAAUCAUAUUUUUUGACGCCUCAAAAGCGGCUAAAGUCGGACUAUAAAAACCGCGGGCGCUAAUAAAAGUGUGAUACGGGGACAUUAUCGGGAAGACUUUGUCCAAGCCACACCGCAGGAUCUGUUCCUCCCCCGCCCCCAAGACGAUGCAUCUGUCUCAGAUACUUUGGUCGUUUACUCUGCUGGCGCUCCUCCCGGCUCCGGUGGCCCUGGGCGAGCGAGAGUCGACGCGCCCGCAGGCUCCCACCAGCAGCGGGCCGGAAGACGCGGAGCAGUGCGCCACCUGCGACGUCCGCCAGCAAAUCAAAAGCAUGCGUCUGAACGCCAUCAAGUCCCAGAUCCUGAGCAAACUGCGCAUGAAAGAAGCUCCCAACAUCAGCCGAGAUGUGGUCAAGCAGCUCCUGCCCAAAGCGCCGCCGCUGCAGCAGCUGCUGGACCAGUACGACGUGCUGGGGGACGACAACCGGCACGCCGCCGUGGACGACGACGACGAGCACGCGGUCACGGAGACCAUCAUGAUGAUGGCGACUGAACCUGAGAGCGUGGUCCAAGUAAAAGGAGACCCAAAGUGCUGCUUCUUCUCCUUCACCCAAAAGUUUCAAGCCAGCCGCAUAUUCCGGGCUCAGCUGUGGGUGCACCUGCGUCCCGCCGACGAGGACACCACGGUCUUCCUACAGAUCUCCAGACUGACCCCGGUUUCGGACGGCAACCGGCACAUCAGGAUCCGCUCCUUGAAGAUCGACGUGAAUGCCGGAGUUAGCUCCUGGCAGAGCAUCGAUGUCAAACAAGUGCUGAGUGUGUGGCUACGGCAGCCCGAGACCAACUGGGGCAUCGAGAUCAACGCCUACGACAACAAAGGCAAUGAUCUGGUGGUGACGGCUGCAGAACCAGGACUAGAAGGGCUGCAACCGUUCAUGGAGGUGAAGCUGUCAGAGGGCCCCAAGCGUGUGAGGAGAGACUCGGGCCUGGACUGUGACGAGAACUCCCCGGAGUCCAGAUGCUGCCGUUACCCGCUCACGGUGGACUUUGAAGACUUCGGCUGGGACUGGAUCAUCGCGCCCAAGCGCUACAAGGCCAACUAUUGCUCUGGGGAGUGUGAGUACAUGCAUUUGCAGAAGUACCCGCACACACACCUGGUGAACAAAGCCAACCCCAGAGGCAACGCGGGCCCCUGCUGUACGCCCACCAAGAUGUCGCCCAUCAACAUGCUCUACUUCAACCGCAAAGAGCAGAUCAUCUAUGGAAAGAUCCCCUCCAUGGUGGUGGACCGCUGUGGGUGCUCCUGAGCCCAGAGAGCAGUAUUUAGACGCCUCCGCCUACAGACUUUUUUUUUUUUUUUGAUCCAAACACCAAUUCCAGUACUUUCCUGCAAAACACGGUGCAAUAGAACCACACUAGAGGUCCCGAUAAGCUUUCACACGUGGCAUACUGUAGCUGCUUCUGCUCCUCCAGUCAAAUGUUAGCCAUGCUGGCUUGAUGACACACACACACACACACACACACACACACACACACACACACACACACACACACACACACACACACACACACACACACACACACACACACACACACACUCGUGAAUGUGGACAGAAACGAUCAUCCCAGCAGAUUUAUACAUCCACUCCUCUCCUUGCAAACCCCCCCCCACAUACCCUCCUCGACUCGACCGAGUCCCCUCAAAAAAGAAGAACGAUUACGUGGUCACGUGCAUCGCGGCCGUUAAAAAUCCUACUCACGGAACUCGAGGUGAAGGCACAAGAAAUGCAGAAACAGAUUGUCAAGAUGUAUGAAUGUGGAGGUCAUACUCUGUACAAUGCAGUUUGCACUAUGGCACACCAAUGGAAAGAAUUGGUUGCUACCGAAAAAAAAACUUGUUGUAAAAACUGAUUUUGAUGUGUUCGUAAUGUGUACAUAGGCCUUUUUUUUUCUUUUUCCAGUAGGAGUUGCUUUUCUUAACCGCUUUUUGGUUCACGCAUAAAAGCGAGAAAUUGUAAUGCAGCAGCUCUACAUAACUAUUUCAAUAAAUAACGUUUAAAGCUUG